CCUAAGGAAAUGUGUGGGAUCACGCUCUGUGUUUCUGAGUAGCCAGGGCAUUAUUGACAAAGUAUUUUCAUUGUCUGGCGUUAGUUUAUGUUGCAUACCGAUCGUCUGAUAUAAACACGGGUGUGGUGACUGACAAGUACGGGGGGGAAUAGGGGAAGCGACCGUCGUUGGGUCAAAAUGUCGAUUCAGUACGAUGUGGAACAGCUGGCUGACAGCUACGGGGUAGCGGACUCGUUCCCCAAAGAUUUCGGUUACGGUGAAGAGGAGGCCGACAUCGAGGACAGCCCGGCUCCGUCCGACAGCAAACCCAGAAUCCUCCUCAUGGGUUUGAGAAGAAGUGGCAAGUCAUCGAUACAGAAGGUGGUUUUCCACAAAAUGUCUCCCAAUGAGACCUUGUUCCUGGAGAGCACCAACAAGAUCUACAAGGACGACAUAUCCAGCAGCUCAUUCGUCAAUUUCCAGAUCUGGGACUUCCCAGGCCAAGUUGACUUCUUCGACCCCACCUUCGACUACGAGAUGAUCUUCAGAGGAACCGGGGCUUUGAUAUUUGUCAUCGAUGCUCAGGAUGACUAUGUGGAGGCUCUGGGCAGGCUCCACCUCACUGUGUCGCGGGCCUACAGGGUAAAUCCAGAGAUUAACUUUGAGGUUUUUAUCCACAAAGUGGACGGCCUGUCAGACGAUCACAAGAUCGAGACCCAGAGAGACAUCCACCAGAGAGCCAAUGACGAUCUGGCUGACGCUAGCUUAGAGAAGCUGCAUCUCAGCUUUUACCUGACGAGUAUUUAUGACCACUCCAUCUUUGAGGCCUUCAGCAAAGUGGUGCAGAAGCUCAUCCCUCAACUCCCCACUCUGGAGAACCUCCUAAACAUCUUUAUUUCUAAUUCAGGGAUAGAGAAAGCCUUUCUGUUUGAUGUGGUCAGUAAGAUCUACAUCGCCACAGACAGCUCUCCUGUAGACAUGCAGUCCUAUGAGCUGUGCUGUGAUAUGAUCGAUGUGGUCAUUGACGUCUCCUGCAUCUAUGGCCUGAGGGAGGAUGGCAGCGGCAGUGCCUACGACAAGGAGUCCAUGGCCAUCAUCAAGCUCAACAACACCACUGUGCUGUACCUGAAAGAGGUCACCAAGUUCCUGGCCCUUGUCUGCAUCCUGCGAGAAGAAAGUUUUGAGCGCAAAGGAUUGAUAGACUACAACUUCCACUGUUUCCGGAAGGCCAUCCAUGAAGUAUUCGAGGUGGGCGUUUCCACCCAGCGUCCAAUGGGCUCCCAGGCUGUGGGCUCACCCUGCAACAAGGCUGUUGCAUUGAAUGGCACGCCGCGCAACACUGUCUAGACACUGAUGCAAAUAAAAAAUAAAAAGACGCAAAAAGAGGGUAGAGGGAAGGAAAGACAGAGAAGAGCCAGGGAGCCUGUAGAGGACAGACUACUAAACUGUGGGCUCUCUGGUGCGCCAAUCACAAUCCCUUGCUCCCAGCACCUAAAGCACUGAGAGAUGGCUGGAGAGUGUAGGAGCAGCACUGGAGCACCGAGGGGGUCAGGCUUCUCAAGCUGGGAUGGAAGGGAAAUUCAAGCAUCCGUUACAGGCGAAUGCAAAGCACCGUGUUGACUGUGAGGAAGUCAAGAGAGUACAACUGCACUUGGACAGGAAAAGGUGUUCAGUCUCUCUCUUGGGAUUUCCUAAAGCGGUCAAAGACUGUGAUAUUUAGCUGCUGGUCUCUCUGUAUGAACAAUGUGAGGAGGGAAAACAAACCCUUGUUGUAACCUCUUGCUAUGGACGAGCUGUGAUGACAGUUUGCAGGAAUCUGUCUAGUGAUGAAUCCACCCUGACCACUUCUGUGCUGAUUUAAAAAGAAGAAAAAAAAAGAAAAAAAAACACACACAAAAAAAGAGAUGGCGGAUGUGAACUGCUAGUCCUAACCCACACAUGUUCAGAGAUGGCCUUAUGUAGAUAAAGCUUGACUGCAGUGCAAGCUUUCUCUCUCCACCACUCACCUCACCCUACCUGAAUGCUGCCCAAAACUCGCUUUUUGGUUUCACUUGUGAAGGGAAAACAAGGUUUUGUGAGCAGUCUACAAAGGGAUUGUGCUGUCGAUAACUAACUCGGUCGUGUGUGUGUGUGUGUGUGUGUGUGUAUGUAUGUGGGUAUGUGUGCGCCUGUGUGUAUGUGUGCGUGUGUGUCAACGAAAGGUUUUGAUGAGAUCCCAGACUAGGCUCCUUGUCUGUACUGGAGAGGGAUGUUUAUGGAAAGCUAUAUGUCCUUCUUCUCAAUAACAGCAGCUUAGCGUAAUUAAAACUCUUCAAUCAGUGAAAGUAACUUGUCUGUGUGUGCUCCACUGAAAAUCAAGCUUUUGAUUGACUUUCUGACGAGUUUUGCUGGAAAUUUGGAAAUGGUCUUUACAAAAGCACUGCCAAGAUGAAUAAAUGAUUCCUAAACAGUGAAAUUAUUUUAAAAAAUGCCAUGAUUAAACCCUCAUUUGUUGCCAUCUUAGAAAAAUGUCUUAGGUCUGGCUGAUGUGCGGACUGAUGGAGGGGUUCACACUCCAGAUUGACUGUGUGGGAUGAUGGUAUGAACUGGUUAAAAACUUGCAUGUUUUUCCACCUACAGUUCCAACCCUGCCCAAAAUUAUUAAUCCAUGUUUUGUAUUUAGUUUGGCUCUAAUCAGUAGGAUUCACAAAAAAAACAAAAUGUACCCAUUCCAAGCAUGCAUACAUCAGUGUGUUGUCAACUUCUAUUGUUCUCAACCAUAACACUUCUCAUUGUAUUUAAAAGUAAGGAAGUGAAACUAAUCAAGACAGUUAAAUACAAAGGAGAAGAAAAAGACCAGAUUUGCUUUUUUGCCAUCAGGGUGACAAGAUAAGACAGUCGUGCCCGCAUUGGUCUGUUUGUUUAUAUCAGGGGUGAGAUGUGAGAACUCAGACUGGCUGCAUCCUGUCUAGAAACCUGACUCGUAAAUGUUAUCAUGAUAACUUAGCAGGGUAAAACUGAGCAGUUCAUGUUCCAGAUUUUAAGGCGUUCUGGUUUUUACUCGGCAAAGGUAUUCAAAUAACUCAGCUCCUUCAGACAUGCCCCAAAAUCUUCUCAACCUUGUCAUUAUCAGUCACCUGCAAAUAAACACUUGCACAUCAAAGCUUGAUGGAUGAUUGACUUCAUGUAUUGUGAGCUAUACUGUGUGAAAUAAAUGAAAAUUUAAAUUUU
This is a messenger RNA of Seriola dumerili (greater amberjack), 3189 nucleotides long. It is a transcript of the gene rragca, whose product is annotated as Ras related GTP binding C. Bases 178 to 1326 code for a protein of 382 amino acids. The transcript has 7 exons. Gene Ontology annotation, cellular component: lysosome; Gtr1-Gtr2 GTPase complex; nucleus. Gene Ontology annotation, molecular function: GTP binding; GTPase activity. The record is from RefSeq and is a predicted model, not a curated record. Gene Ontology annotation, biological process: regulation of autophagy; cellular response to amino acid stimulus; positive regulation of TOR signaling. NCBI's taxonomy places the organism in Eukaryota, Metazoa, Chordata, Actinopteri, Carangiformes, Carangidae.